CACAAGCAACUUCACUGACAUCAAACAUCAAAGCCCAGGCCCAGGGUGCGCUGAGACCAGCUAGCUGUAUUUAGGGAACAGGGUGGGCUUUGAAACAGUGGGGCAGCAUGAUGGCGUCUUCCAGCGCGGUCAAGGUUGGGUACACGCAAGGCUGCUUUCCCCAUUGCUCCCUCCCCACUUCUCAGGAUGCCUCCCAUGCCCCGGCGCUUCUUCCGAGAGGCGCGGCCUGCUCUUUCUUGUCAGGGGCCAUGAAAAUGAGAUGUGGUCGGAGAUGCACUCAGCUAGAGCACAGACCGCAGGCUAUGGGGCCGAGGGCACAGGGGACAGAAGCAGCGGAGGCGGCUGCUGAGGGCAGGUUUGAUGCAAAGGCGUUCAAGAGGGCCCUGAAUAAGAACCUGAACUACAACAGGAACGGGUUUGGGUACAAGGAGGAGAUGCUGGAGAAGAUGUCGCAAGAGUACACAAGCGACCUCAUUACAAAGCUGAAGGAGAACAACAACGAGUACACAAUUGGCGACGUCACCAUCAGCCUGGCCAAGUCGUACGGCUUCUGCUGGGGCGUCGAGCGCGCCGUUCAGAUGGCAUACGAGGCCAGAAAGCACUACCCGGAGCAGAAGAUGUGGAUCACGAAUGAGAUCAUCCACAACCCCACCGUAAACAACAAGCUCAAGGACAUGGACAUUCAGUACAUCCCAGUUGAUAACGAGGUUAAGGACUUCACGGUGGUGGAUGAUGGGGAUGUUGUCAUCCUGCCCGCAUUUGGCGCCACGGUACAGGAGAUGCGGCUCCUGUCAGACAGGGGCGUCAAGAUGGUAGACACCACCUGCCCCUGGGUCUCCAAGGUGUGGAACACGGUGGAGAAGCACCGCGUGAAGACGUACACAUCAGUCAUCCAUGGGAAGUAUUCCCACGAGGAAACAGUCGCCACAGCGUCGUUCGCUGGCACAUACAUCAUUGUCAAGAACAUGACGGAGGCUAACUACGUUUGUGACUACAUCCUGGGAGGCAAGCUGGACGGGUCUAGUGGCACGCGGGAGGAGUUCCUAGAGAAGUUCAAGUUUGCCAUCUCAAAGGACUUCGAUCCCGACACGGACCUGGACCGUCUGGGGAUCGCCAACCAGACCACGAUGCUCAAGGGCGAGACCGAAGCCAUCGGCAAGCUGCUUGAGCGGACCAUGAUGCAGAAGUUUGGCCCUGCGGAGGUCAACGACCACUUCAUGAGCUUCAACACCAUCUGCGACGCCACGCAGGAGCGGCAGGACGCGAUGUUCGAGCUGGUGGAGGAGCCGCUGGACAUGAUGAUUGUGGUGGGCGGGUACAACAGCAGCAACACGAGCCACCUGCAGGAGAUCGCGGAGCAGCGCAACAUCCCCUCCUUCUGGGUUGACUCCGCAGACAGGGUCGGGCCAGGCAACAAGAUCGCGCACCGUCUCCUGUACGGCGAGCUUGUAGAGAAGGACAACUGGCUGCCCGACGGCCCUGUCAAGAUUGGCAUCACGUCGGGAGCCUCCACGCCGGACAAGGUGGUGGAGGACGUGUUGAACAAGGUGUUCGCCAUCAAGGCGGACAUGUACUCCACUGCCGCUGUGGCUUGAACAAUUUUGGGUGUUGUUCUCGCUCGAGAGAGCGCUGUGUUUGUUGACCAUUUUUUAUGCCGGAGCUCAAACGUUCCAUUGACGUCUCAGUGGUAUCCCUUGAAGGGUUCUCCGUAGAAUCAAGCAUCAUGGAGUCUGCCUACUAAAGGCGCCGUCACUUCCUUGUACGCCGUGUCGGAUGCAAUUUACAAUUACGCGAAAUAAGCCGCCCUUUCCCUGCAAAUCAAGCUGACAUUCAAUACUACAAGUCAAGUUCAACCUGAAUCCCCGUUUAUUUUGUCUGCCAAAGCGUGGCCUGG
Molecule: messenger RNA, 1894 nt
Organism: Klebsormidium nitens
Lineage: Eukaryota; Viridiplantae; Streptophyta; Klebsormidiophyceae; Klebsormidiales; Klebsormidiaceae
Source: the annotation of a GenBank genome assembly